Molecule: messenger RNA, 2932 nt
Organism: Fundulus heteroclitus (mummichog)
Lineage: Eukaryota; Metazoa; Chordata; Actinopteri; Cyprinodontiformes; Fundulidae
Product: protein shisa-5
Exons: 4
Coding region: 191-556 (121 amino acids)
Source: RefSeq, a predicted model, not a curated record
GAUUUUAAAAGUUUUGACCUUCCUCUACCAGCCCACUCCAUGUUCUCAAGAAUGCUGUAAUGGUUCUUUAAUGGGAGGGACAAACAGGUUCCAACAGUAUACAGAGUGGGACUCAUUUCCUCGGUAGUGUGUUUCAUGGCAGUCACCUCAAGAUUUUGAGCGUUUUCUGUCUGGUCGCGGUGCCUACAAUAUGAGUCUGUUCCAAGUGGCCAUUGUUCUUGUGGUUUUUGCCAUCAUUGCCUUUACGACUGUGACCCUCUGCUACGUUGCACCUUGUUGCUAUUGGUACAAAAUGCGUAGACGACACUGCCGAAGACAGAUAGUAGUAACAAGCACUGUAGCCAACAUGCGCCCGCCUCCGUACUCACCAAAUGCAUAUCAAGGACCUCCCCCGAGCUAUCAGGCAGUGCCGGGACAUGAGAGCCUGCCGCUGCCCACUGCCCCGCCACCACCAUAUAUGGAGAGUGCUACUCCUGAUACCCUCCAGCUGCCUCCCCACCAGGGCAGCCAAUGUACCUCCUCCCAACAGCUUCACACCUCCACUAUCUGGAGAUAACGUUGCACACUCUCCGUACAACCCCUCAACUUUAUAUUUUAAUAUAUACAACUUUAUAUUUUAAAGACUUGUCUGAAGCAUUCCGUGAGAACUGUAAAACCGGUCAGUUAUGAUGGGUCACUAUCCUGAAAACUCACGUCAGUGGAAGUGAUGUUCGUUCCCCUGAUGUACCCCUGGAGAAAUGUUCAAUGUUUGAGGAGAAAUUCGCAUGAACUACAACUUUAUUUGUGCCUGUUUGUGUAACUGUCAUCAUUUCAAUUGCUACUCGUGUGCUAAAUGGAGAACAAUGACGAUUUUUUUUCAAACAACAAAAAGUCUCAUUAGCACCAAAUUUAAAUUGUGUUUUAUCCUGAGAACUAUUUGUUUGUUUAUAUGCAUUCAACGUCUCUGUAGAAAAGUUUCAAUAGUAUCUUGAUUCUAACACUUUACAUUUAUGUUACAAUUAAAGCAUGAUAAACACCAUCUAAAGAAAAGGUAUUUUUAACGUGCAAGAAGGUUUGCAGCAAUUACACAAGCAUAAAACUGCCUGUGCAAAUCAUCAGGGAUAAAAUGUGGCAUAUUAUCAAUCAAUCAAUCAAUCAAUCAAUUUUAUUAGUCAACUGCAAUUUGCAUUACAAUCGAAAUUUCAGUUCCAGUACAACCGUCCAUCACAUUUUGGGGGAACGAUUGACUGAGGCCUUGCGUAUGAGUAUGAGUAUAUGUUGCAUGUUUGAGUUUAGCACUUUUCUAUAUAUAGCAGAGCUAUGUUUUUUUUUUUUUUUACAUCUGUGAUUAUUUAAAAAUUGCAAUAUGUUAUCCAGUUUGAAUUAAAAGUAACUUAAUAAGACUAAGUUUACCUGACAUGAGCCUUACCACACAGCCUACCAGCAGGUGGCGCCUCUAACUCACUUUUUAUUUUUGAAAAAGUUUCUGCGCAAACUAGUUCCUACACUCAGUUUUGUUCAGUUUAACAAUGCACUGCAUGAUGCUCAGCUGGUAUGGGAUCACAUGGUUCAAGUGGUUAUAUUCCUGCUUGGCUGCUAAAUAAGUCCAUGCAUCUUAAGUCUUGGCACUUUUUGAAGUAAUGAGGCUUUUAGGAGACAUAGACUGUUAACUGAUUUCAAUUAACUUGUUUUUUCCUUCCUAUGGCUUGGUGUCAAAUAGAGCACAUUUCUACUGAGCAAGCAUUUUGGUGAAUUGUAGAUCUCAUUAAUAUCUGCUGAAAUAAUUAGACUAUCCUAUACAGACUUAAUUAUUAUGCAGCGACAAAUGUUUGGCUUCAUAAAUCGUGUUAGCACCAGGAAUCUUGAUUUUGAAUCAUUCCCAGCACAGUUUAGUUUAGGUUCACACCGGGUCAAGUCUGAGCAAAAAGAAAAAAAAUAGUGAGGUUGCUGAGAGCCGAAAUGGUUGAUGCCUGAAGACAACAUGACAACUGAUCAAAUGGACAAAGCUCCCUCAAUUUAAUAAUAAAGAUCAAGAGAUAAAAUAAUAAAAUAAAAACAAAAAAAUAAAUAUUUUUACUUUUUUUGUCACACUAAAAUUAUCACAUUUUUACACUGGGCCAGGAUAGAUUAGAGAACAUUUUUCUACCAGUAAAUCCAUAUUGUAUGUAGUCUGGAUAUCUUUGACUGGUAUUAAACUUUGUUUGAUGAUUUGAACCAUUUAGGUUUUAACCAAGAAGGGAAAGCAGGAGAAAGCUGUAAAGGAGCACUUUUUUUUACAGUACUCUACAUCACUUUGAAUAAUGUUAUUACUGAAACGUGCUUUAUAAAUAAAUGGGCCUUGCCUUUUGUACAUUUUGAAGACAAUCAUUAAGCAAGUUUUAAACAUAACUUUUAAAACUUAUUGAGCCAACAUUUUUGUAUUUAAAACUCUAUUUUUUAUUGGUCCGAUGUUACAUUCUAAUCUUAAAUGCCAUGUUUGUGUUUGCUGUAGGCGGAAAAUCGUCAUAAUCAACAAGCUUGAAAACAUCAGUCUGUGUGUAAAUAAUCUGUACAGUGCAGUGUGUGUUCAUUAGUGUAAUGAGUUAUUGAAAUAAAUGAACUUUGCAAUAAUAUACUUAUUUGUUGAAUGUGUCUGUACAUGAAUAAUCUGACAACUAAAAGCAAAACAACACAAAAUCAGGUAAAGCUGUAUGUCAAAGAACUUAAUUAAGCUUCCUGGUUCCAAACUUUAGCCGGUUACUGUUGUUAUUGUUUAGCCAUGGAUUGCAAAUGAUCCACACUUUAUAAGAUUGUAAUUCCCCUGAUCCCUUCCACCAACUGUGAAAGUAAAUAUACUAUUUGGCUGCGAAUGCUCCUCUUUCCAUUAGAAUUAACUGAAUAUGUUACUGUAAUUUGUAAAACUAACUCUAACCAUUGAAUGUUUGAAUUUUGUUCAUUAAACUUUUUUAAAAAU